AUGUCGAAGCGUUUGUUUGCGGAGGUCGACUCCAAUAACAGCCCUGAGAACGCUACAUCAGUUUCUCAAAUCCUAAAGCAUGCUGAAAAUCUACUGAAAACAGUCAAAGCUCUAAAUGAAGAGCUCCAAAAUUUUCGUAACACUUCCGAUAUAAAUGACGAAAUAGUCUCGAUAUUAAAACGCCACAACAACGAGAUAUUACCUACCGCGCAAUUGCUCGCACAGGACGAGACAAGUGCUCUUAGUCAGGAUAAUCCUAGACCACAAAAAGCUCGAAAGCUUGAAGAUGGAGGAGAUUCCAGAAAUUCCCUUGGAGUUAGAGCACUUCCCAUACCAAAUCACGUGUCGCUGACUCGAUGGACGCCUGAUGAUAUACCAAGUUCUGGCCUGCCACCCUUACCCCCUAUCCUAGAUCCAGCCCUCGAGCAGGCAGCACUUACUCACUCGGGAAUGACAUCAGACUCGACGAAAAUGAGCUAUGAACGGCUCGAGUGGAUUGGCGACGCAUAUAUCUACCUCAUGUCUACAUCUUUCAUCUUCCAGACCUUUCCCAAUCUACCUGUCGGGCGAUGCUCUCAGCUGCGGGAGAGGCUUGUUAGGAACGAGACUUUAUUGAACUACACCAUACAAUACGGUAUCGACAAGCGCACGAAAUUCCCCCGGAGUUUGGUCCUCUCGGAAAGCCUGGGGCGACUCGGGCAUCUGAGGUAG
Messenger RNA from Daldinia childiae, 711 nucleotides. RefSeq lists its product as uncharacterized. Gene Ontology annotation, cellular component: RISC complex; nucleus; cytoplasm. Lineage: Eukaryota; Fungi; Ascomycota; Sordariomycetes; Xylariales; Hypoxylaceae. Gene Ontology annotation, biological process: siRNA processing. The coding region runs from base 1 to 711 and encodes 236 amino acids. The transcript has 2 exons. The record is from RefSeq and is a predicted model, not a curated record. Gene Ontology annotation, molecular function: RNA binding; ribonuclease III activity.